AUGGCAUCCAACGGCCCUUCUGCGAAGCAGCAGCAGCAGCUGCAAACUCAGUAUGGCAAUUACAAGAACGCCCUGCAGCAGCUGGCGCAAAAGAUAGGAGACGUCGAACAGGAGGCUGAGGAGCACAAGCUUGUCCUGGAGACGCUCGGCCCGCUCCCAGGAGACCGCAAGUGCUUCCGCAUGAUCAACGGUGUCCUGGUCGAGAGAACCGUCGAGGAUGUGGUGCCCGCGCUCAAGACGAACGCCGAGGGCCUGAAGCAGGUUCUCGACGAGCUGGUCAAGCAGUACAAGACCAAGCAGGAUGAUCUGGAGAAGUGGAAGAAGAAGAACAAUGUUCAGAUUGUGCAGUCAUGA
This is a messenger RNA of Neoarthrinium moseri, 354 nucleotides long. RefSeq lists its product as uncharacterized. Bases 1 to 354 code for a protein of 117 amino acids. Gene Ontology annotation, biological process: protein folding. Gene Ontology annotation, cellular component: cytoplasm; prefoldin complex. Gene Ontology annotation, molecular function: protein folding chaperone. The record is from RefSeq and is a predicted model, not a curated record. NCBI's taxonomy places the organism in Eukaryota, Fungi, Ascomycota, Sordariomycetes, Amphisphaeriales, Apiosporaceae. The transcript has 4 exons.